Parascedosporium putredinis is the source of this 684-nucleotide messenger RNA. Lineage: Eukaryota; Fungi; Ascomycota; Sordariomycetes; Microascales; Microascaceae. The record is from the annotation of a GenBank genome assembly.
AUGUCCACACGGAUCCCUCACCUCCUGGAGCCGUACCUCCACCUGCCAGAAUCGUCCUUGACUCUCCUGACGUCUGUUCUCGGCGCGACAACCAACUGGCUGCUCCUCCGCUACCUCGCGCACCACCUCACGAGGAGCUCCGGCGGCGACGACCAAGAUGACCGCGGCGAGGAGGGCAUGACGAGCGGUAGCGGAAGUGAGAAGCCAGGUAGAACGGUGGUGCUCCCCACAUGCCGGGAGGCGCAUCCUGCGCUCCGCCAAGCUUGCCGACGUGCGCUCGGGCUUGAACGCGCCGUCGCUGACGCUCAAUCCAAGUCUCCUUCCGGCGCAGCGCAGAGGGAGACAAUUCUGAUCUUGGAUCAGGUUGACUGUUAUCUGGCCCUGACGAGCUCCCAGAACACGCCUGUCCAGGUGCUAGAUCUUCUCGCCUCAUUGCGCGAGCGCUCACACGCCUCUCUUGUCCUCUCCACCGCGCAUGAGGCCCGCGCCGUAAUAUCUCUUCGGACACUUGAUACAGGGACGGCAAAGGACGUCAGCGGCGUGCUAAGGAUUGGGAGGGGCGGGGCCUAUGAGGACGGCGCCACGGCGGGCGACGAGGACGAGGCGUACGAGGUGGAGGCGCACGAAUACCUUUACUUUGUAGCCCAAGAUGGCGGGCUCAAGAUUUUCGAGAGAGGUCAAUGA